Molecule: messenger RNA, 510 nt
Organism: Suncus etruscus (white-toothed pygmy shrew)
Lineage: Eukaryota; Metazoa; Chordata; Mammalia; Eulipotyphla; Soricidae
Gene: ITGB3BP
Product: integrin subunit beta 3 binding protein
Exons: 7
Coding region: 1-510 (169 amino acids)
Biological process (GO): CENP-A containing chromatin assembly; regulation of DNA-templated transcription
Cellular component (GO): nucleoplasm
Source: RefSeq, a predicted model, not a curated record
AUGACUAUUAUGGACAGCUUGUCAUUGGGUCCUGCAAAAAAUACAAGGAAGGAAAGUAUUGCAGCUUACUCUCCAACAACUGGAACUCGUCAGAUGAGCCCAUUUGGCUCCCCCACAAACUCUAAAGGACAGGAUCAUCCAAAUGAACCAUCAAAUGAAAAGUGCGGAAAGCUGAAUAAUCUCAACUUACCUGAAAGCAAGAAAUCUACAACAGACACCGAUGCUGAAUUUAUGAGGUUGUUAUCCAAUGUAAAAAGAUCAUCAAAGGAAAUCCUGGACAUAAUGAAUGAUUUAAGUAGCAUACAGGCUUUGGGGGGCAGUAGAGAGCUUGAAAAUCUCAUUGGUUUCACACGCACACCAGGCCUCUUACAAGAAGAGUUGAAGAAAACAGAAGAACUAAUGACAAAAAUAACGAAACAAAAACUGUUUGAGAAGAAAAUCUCAGAAGUUGCUGACCAAGAAAUGCAUCAUAUUGACAGCUAUGAUUUCCUUAAAGCCAUCUUAAAAUGA